AUGAAAACUGAUUUUAAUUAUUCAAUUUCAUUUUCAUGUUAUUCUUUAUGGAUUUCAAUAGAUGAAAAAGUUAAGUCUCUUCUGGUAAUCAAUAUUCAUAAGCAUAUUUUAGUUUAUGGUAUUGAUUUGAAUCUUAAUUUUAAUAUAUUUAAUUCAGCUAUUAUCAGUUGGGUCUAUUUUGACUGCAACUCAAAAAAUAAUCCUGUUUGGGGAUACUUACACCGUGUUCAUAUCUUUUUUAUUUUUAUUAGAAUUGUCAAUGUAAUUAGAUUAGCUCUAUUUUAGCCAUCAAUUCUUAUAAAGUAAAUCAAACUUAAGUUAGUAAUUCUAAACAUUUAUUAUUAGCUAGUUCAUUAUAGAAUCUUUAAUAGAUUGA
Paramecium sonneborni is the source of this 376-nucleotide messenger RNA. NCBI's taxonomy places the organism in Eukaryota, Ciliophora, Oligohymenophorea, Peniculida, Parameciidae. The record is from the annotation of a GenBank genome assembly.